UAUUGGAUUAAGAUCAUCAUGUGAUUAGGGGAUCCUUGGGUCGAAAGUGUAACUCUGGAAAAAAUUCUCGAGGAAGAAAGGAUCGAUGAUGGGGUUUCGUUGUUAUAGACUGGGAUUGAUAUUUUUUAACAUCAUAUAUUUGAUCAUAGGCUUUGUUCUUAUACUUUGUCCAGCCUACUCCAAAGUUACAGAUCUUUUCACCAGUUGGCCAAUAGUAGGAGGCACCAUAGCAUGUGGAGUGUUUAUUAUGCUGGUUGCUGCGGUUGGAAUUUAUGGCGCUGUUAAGCAUCACCAGAUAAUUCUUUUCUUUUUCAUGGCAAUCAUGGUUAUCUUGUUCAUAAUUCUAUUUUCUGUAUCUUUGGCGGCACUCUGCAUAUCAUCAACUCAGAGGGAUAACCUUAUGUGGAAAGCUUGGAAAUCUGUUAGUAACAAAACUAAAGAAGAAGUUCAGAACGUUGGAGACUGCUGUGGUUUCAAUGCAACAUACAAGAAUAAAACUAAAGAUCACCCAUCAUGUAGUGGGCUUUCUUGUUGUCACGGAGAAAAGGCAUAUACCUGUCGCAAGUGUCCUACUUGCUAUGGCUAUUUAAGGGACAAUGGCUUGGACACAUUAAAGAAUGCUGUGGGAGGAAUAGGUCUCUUUUUUAGUUUUACAAUGUUUUUGGGAAUUUACUUGGCUUUCCGAUAUAGGCAUCUUAAAGAUCCAAGAGCAAACCCCAGUGCGUUUCUAUGACUGUAAACAGGUCCUAAAGGCUUCAGGACAAUUGCCUUAUUUACGUCAGCUUCAGCACCAAGAAGCUCCUUUGUUAUCAAAGCUGUGAACAGUCUCAAAGUUUGAGUAUUCCAAAGAAAAUUGCAGUCUUUUUUAGAGCCAUACAGGGUGAUAUAGAGUUAUUCACUUUACAGAAUGAAUCACUCCACUGUUAACAACAAAACUAAAUGACAUACACGAAAUAUAAAUGACACCUAGUCCUUUCCCAAGUUUUCUUUAAAGGGCAGUCAUAAUUUUUAUCAUGGUCAUCAUUAUCAUCUUUAUCAUCAUCAUCUCUUUAUUGUCAUUGUUAUUGUUCUUUUUUUCUCCUUACAGUAUUGAUUGAAAGUAAAUGUAGAUGAGAUAAACUGAAAGGCUUAUUUGUCAAUCAAUAUGGAGCUGCAACAACCCCCUCCCCCUCCCCCUCCCCUGUACAUCUGACCUUUCGAAGAUUGGUUUGUUGUAAUUCCUACCACCCUCCUUUCCCCCCCCCACCCACCUACCCCAAGGCAAAAAUUGCAUUCUGUUAUUCCAAUGCACCACUCAUGCACAAUUUUUUUAUUGAAUGAUUCAGUUUGUGAUCAAUGAAUGUUGUAGAAUGUAGCAAAGUCAUGAAUUAGUUAUGAGUACAUGUACAUAUUAGUUGUGUAUUUUGCUGGUUCAAAUAUGCCACUCACUCAGGCAAGUUUUUAAAAACUCCCCACCUCUGGAGCACAAACAACAGUAAAAUGCUUGUGGGUAGUCAAGAAGGAUGUUGAAGCUUCAAAUUUAUUGGCACUUUACAGUGGCAACCACACAACCUUGUAGUAUCAUUUCUGAGUGAAUCUGUAGAAUCAACUUCAAAAUGGAUUAAGGUGCAGAACCAUUUAUGAGAUAGUAAGUUCAUUUACAAGUGAACAAAAUCUCAUUAUAAAGGGAAAGAGUUAUUUCCAGUGUUGAAUUUAAGAGAAUAGACUGAAAGUAAUUUGGAAGUAGCUUAUUUAUAUGCUUACUUGUAGUUCUUACACAUACAUCUUGACUUUAAAAAAAUGUUAAAAGUUAAGCUUGGCUCACAUCAACUAUCAUGCCAUAGAAAUCUCAAGCUCAUAAUUUCAUUGUUUAAGAGUUUCUUUUGUUUAGGUGGACUUGUUCACAGUUAAAUUUCCAUCUGUGCAGCUAAGCUCUGUUCACAGGAAAGUUUUGAUGUUACUGAUUGGCCAGCCUCUUUUUAUGAUCUUGGAAUGCUGUGUAAUUUGACAUACAUUUGUAGGAAGCAAAUUACUCCUAUCAUUGACUAAAAUUUUGUCUUUGGACUUAAAAGAAUUCUAGUUUGUAAUAAUAAUAAUGUGCAAAAAAAAUUUCCCUAUUUGAGAUUUUAAAAAAACAAAAAUUCUAGGUUUUCAUCAUGAUGAGUUUGCACAUUUGAUCAUCUGCUUUAGUUAUUGUACAAAUUGCAGAAUAUUUAGUUGUAGAAAUAAAAUGAAUGUGAUAAGGUUACUCUCAGGUUAUUGGCUCAACUUUGUCUGUCAUUCUCAGGAAAAGCUGAAAAUAUUUUUAGAAUAUUACUGUGUCAUUACAACCAGCUACUGAAUGACCAAACAGCUAGAAAUCUUGUUACUCAGUCAAUAUAUGCUUAUUUUUUGAUUGUUUGCCUUUGUGUUGUGAUAUCCAUUAAGAUUGGUCAUAACACAAACAACAUUUGGGAACAGUUUAAGUGUUUUUUGCUUUACAAGUAUGACUUUAAACAUAAAACUUUUGGGGAUGAUUUAAAAUUGAUGUCUCACUAGAGGGUUAGCAUAGUAUAUGUUUAACAAAACUUGGAUUUCUUUUACUUUCUUUGUCUUACUGGGCUGGGCUGUUCAAAGCUGGGUUAAGUUAAACCAGGAUUAGUGUGAAAUCUGAUUUCAGAUCUGAAAGCUUAAAAAAAAUUCAGUUAAAUUCCAUUUGUCUACAGUUUGAUGAUUGAAUGCUCUAAAAAAGAAUUGGAAAAAAUAUCCUAAAAUGGCUUUUGAACAGAGAAAUAUAGAAACCUGGAUUAAACUCUUGGUUAGUGCUAAUAGACCUUUGAACAACUGGGCCUUGAUCUGUAAAAAUAAUUAAGUUGUGUUUUAGACAGGCAGCUUAUUGGACAGUUGACCCGGCAACUCUCAGAAGUGAUUGACAUGUAACUUCUCCCUUAAAAUACAUGAAAGAACUAACCCCUUAAAUUCCUAAGAUCUGAUUGUAAAUUCUCUCCUCAAACUGCCACACAUUUCCUUGUAAAUUUGUUAUGAGAAUUUAAGGUUAGAUCAAGCUAAUGGCCUCCACCUGAUAAGUUUGAGUAUUCUCCUCUCUUGUUUGCUAAAUUAUAUGUAGAUGUUGUUGGGAGAAGUUAGAGGUUAAUCACUUCUGGGAGUCAAAGGGUUAUGUGUUUUGACAGCAAACUUUAAUAUUUUACCUCAAAUAUUUUGAACUUGUAUUUGUAAUUUGUUCUUAUUCAGAGAUUUUUGCUUGUUUACAUUACAUCAGUAUUACUUCAAAAGUACAAAAACAUAGCUGUUACUAAAUUGUACAGUAGAUUGAAUAACAUUAUUAGCAAUGGUAAAGUAUGUUCAGAUGAUCAAUUGAAGGGUUACAGGUGAUUUUAGGUAAACUUUUGACUAAAAAAGUAUUAAACAUCAUUCUUGAAAUGUGAA
Molecule: messenger RNA, 3405 nt
Organism: Pocillopora verrucosa
Lineage: Eukaryota; Metazoa; Cnidaria; Anthozoa; Scleractinia; Pocilloporidae
Product: tetraspanin-31-B
Cellular component (GO): plasma membrane
Source: RefSeq, a predicted model, not a curated record